Westerdykella ornata is the source of this 1840-nucleotide messenger RNA. RefSeq lists its product as uncharacterized. The transcript has a single exon. Bases 80 to 1690 code for a protein of 536 amino acids. Gene Ontology annotation, molecular function: RNA polymerase I core promoter sequence-specific DNA binding; TBP-class protein binding. Gene Ontology annotation, biological process: nucleolar large rRNA transcription by RNA polymerase I. The record is from RefSeq and is a predicted model, not a curated record. Gene Ontology annotation, cellular component: RNA polymerase I core factor complex. NCBI's taxonomy places the organism in Eukaryota, Fungi, Ascomycota, Dothideomycetes, Pleosporales, Sporormiaceae.
CCUCACUUCACCCUCUCUCCCUUUUCAUUCCCGCUUCUGCGUCAAAAGAGUGCCUUUGAACAGUUUCAUCAUCGUCAGGAUGAACUCAUUUGUCAAAAAUUCCCACGGAGGUGGCGGUCACUCCAACGGCCGGCCUCGCAGUCGGCAGCAAGUAGCAGCUAAUGCCAAAGUUACGUAUGAGCAGGUACAAGCCAACAAAAAGCAACCCCGCGUCGAAGCGAACACAGCUGCUCAGCAACAUGCUCCAGCUCAGAAGCGUGGUAUCGGGCAACAUGAUCAACCCGUUGGUUUGCGGCAGCUUCCUCAACUUGGUCGUGGUGCUCGGAUGCAUCAGGAUGCUUAUGGGACGGAUGCGGAGAGUAUCGACACAACAGUCCAGGGUGGUUCGGUCCAUCCGCAGCAAAUUAAUGGGGAGUCCGACUACGGGGAUGACGUUUCAGAGGGAGAGAUGUAUGACGAGGAAGAGGAAGGUGAGGGAGAAGAGGAUAUUGGGGACCAACAAUACUACUAUGAGGAACCCAAAUAUACGCCCCACAACCUCCAAGAGCUCGUCCAAGGCGUACCUGCUGACAUCCGAGGCCAAGUGCAAGGGCGACUUGCGCAAUAUAACCAAUACGGCGCCCAUGACCUCUCCUACCCAAGCACAACGUCUGGUAACCCUGAGAACGUCUCCGACCAUUUCGAAAGCAAACAAGAAUCGAUUGUGGACGAGGAAGAGAACCAAAGUCACAUAUCCCCCACUCCACAGAGGGAGGUGAAGGAGAUGUUCGCGUCCAUUGGCCCUGCCCUGCAACGCCCUUCCAGUGCAUCAGAACUCCCGCAUCCGGCUGAAGUUAAUCGAAACAUAUUCAAACAAGGCGCUAUGAUCCGUGGGAACCGACCUGCUACAGUGAUGGGCGUGCGGCCAGUUCAACAGAGAACAAGUACGGAUCCACAGCUGGGUCUGCCACACAGCAAUACCCAGAAUGAUAGACACCACGCCGUCCCUGGUUCUGCUCAUGUCAAAAAGGAAGAUGAAGUGACAAACGUCCAAGAUCGCCAAGCGCUUCCUCAGCGUGGUGCUGGUACGCGACGCCCCCUCGCUCCGGCACCGACGCAAGCUGCAAAACCCACCAAACCAGUCGCCAUUGCCGCAGCUGUUGCUCCAACAAGGCCACCGCCACCUGUGACUGUCCAGCCACUGUCACCUCCUUCCACCGAACAAAAGAUGCACCCUAGUAGCCCUCACGGCGGGCUGCUUGAAGAUUAUGAUCUCCCGGCAUUAUACACCAUGGAGUAUGAGCAGUUGAAGAAUGAGGAUUUUGACACCGUGCCCCGAGCGCCGCCGCCCGUGCUCUCUGAGGAUAUGGCGAAGAAACCUCUCCAUGAGCGUCUGGAACACGUGCACCGAAGUUUGGACGCUGUUGAUCAGUCCAAGUUUUUCGCCUCCAUUCCCACCGCUGAGUGGGAGGAAGCAGGAGAAUGGUUCCUGGAACAAUUCGGAGAGAUCAUGAAGAGAACGCGCGAGGCGCGGCAGGCGAAGCGGAAACUGGCGAUAGCAUUCGAAGAAGAGGUGGAGAAGCGUCAUCGACAUGUCGUAAAGAAGCAGCGCCAGGUCGAUGAAGCUUUGCAGAAGAUGAGUGCGCAAGGACAGGGUCUCAUCCCUCCCAAGAGUCCUGGACGAGGCUCGAAGUCUCCGCCAAGGCGCUGAUACGAGCUUCCGUUGUGCUUUGCACGUCUCUACGACUCCGACGAUUUGAUGGCUUUACGCAUGAAUUAUGAGGGAUGUUAGGCGGACUUCUCGUCCAUGAUGAUCGUUGUCAUCAAAAACGGCCAAUCUACACAUGAUUUUAUCGCAAUA